Messenger RNA from Aureobasidium namibiae CBS 147.97, 1143 nucleotides. Its product is annotated as UV excision repair protein Rad23. The record is from RefSeq and is a predicted model, not a curated record. Gene Ontology annotation, molecular function: polyubiquitin modification-dependent protein binding; proteasome binding; damaged DNA binding. Bases 1 to 1143 code for a protein of 380 amino acids. Gene Ontology annotation, biological process: proteasome-mediated ubiquitin-dependent protein catabolic process; nucleotide-excision repair. NCBI's taxonomy places the organism in Eukaryota, Fungi, Ascomycota, Dothideomycetes, Dothideales, Saccotheciaceae. The transcript has 5 exons. Gene Ontology annotation, cellular component: cytosol; nucleoplasm.
AUGAAGUUGACAUUCAAGGAUCUCAAGCAGCAGAAGUUCGUUGUCGAGGCCGAGCCCUCCGAGACAAUUGGCGAAGUCAAAUCAAAGAUCGCGUCUGAGAAGGGCUGGGAACCGUCGACACAGAAGCUCAUCUAUUCGGGUAAGAUUCUGCAAGACGACAAGACCGUCGAGUCAUACAAGAUCGAGGAGAAGGGCUUCAUCGUCUGCAUGGUCUCCAAGCUGCCAAAGCCCAAGGCUGCUCCCUCAAAACCUGCGGCUCCUGCGACCCCCGCCCCCGCCGUGCCCGCCGCUACCCCUGCUGCUCCCCAGGCACCGACAUCAUCUUCCACCUCUGCCUCCGCCCCCGUGCCCGCUACUCCUUCUCCUGCUGCGAACGAGGGCAGUCGCUUCAACGACCCCUCAGCUCUCACCCUCGGCGAUGAGCGCGCUGCCGCCAUCUCGAACAUGGAGGCCAUGGGUUUCCCUCGCACUGACAUCGACCGUGCCAUGCGCGCCGCUUUCUUCAACCCCGACCGUGCUGUCGAGUACCUUUUGAACGGUAUCCCUGAGAGCGCUCAACGUGAGCAAGAGCAGCAACAGCAGAAUCAGGCCGCGCCCAGACAGAGCCAGACUCCAUCUGCGGCCCCUGCUGCUGCACAACCCACUGGUGGUGAGGACGAGGAUGUCAACCUCUUUGAGGCCGCAGCCCAGGCUGGUCAGGGCAGUGGUCGCGGAAGCACUCGUGCAGCUCAGCCCGCUCAAGGAGCCGAGGCUGGAUUGGGUGCAGGUGGUGACCCUCUGGAGUUCCUCAGAAACAACCCUCAGUUCCAGCAGCUUCGCCAGCUUGUCCAGGCUCAGCCUCAGAUGCUCGAGCCUAUUCUCCAGCAGGUCGCCGCUGGUAACCCUCAGAUUGCUCAGCUUAUCGGCCAAAAUCCCGAAGCCUUCAUGUCUCUUCUCUCUGAGGACGUCGACGAUGAUGCUGCUCUGCCUGCUGGCGCUCAAGCCAUCAGUGUUACCGAAGAAGAGAGAGAAGCCAUCGAGAGACUUUGCCGUCUCGGAUUCGAGAGAGAUCUUGUCAUCCAAGCCUACUUCGCAUGCGACAAGAACGAGGAGCUUGCAGCCAACUUCCUCUUUGAUCAGCCUGAGGAUCCGGAGGAGCAAUAA